AUGUAAUAAUUAAACUAAAAAUUUUAAUAAUAUUUUAUAGAAUCAGAAUUACAAUGUUCACAUCAAAUUUUUGUUAUUUUAUCUAACUAUCUUAAGUGUGAAACGAGAGAGGAGGCUUAAAUGUUUCUAUUUAUUUUAUUAUAGAUUUUAAGGGGAAUAGAUUACAUGA
Paramecium primaurelia is the source of this 169-nucleotide messenger RNA. Lineage: Eukaryota; Ciliophora; Oligohymenophorea; Peniculida; Parameciidae. The record is from the annotation of a GenBank genome assembly.